CUCUGUGAGCUCGAGCCUCUCUUCCCUCUCUCUGCCUUCACGAGUUCUCCUCCCGAAACCUGCGCGAGGCGGCCACUGAAGCGCGAGGCGAUUCCCCCCCUCUCCCCUGCACUUGAGUCAACAUGGCUACAGUUGUAACCUCGACCAGAUUCACAGACGAAUAUCAGCUGUAUGAGGAACUCGGAAAGGGUGCCUUCUCAGUCGUCCGCCGAUGCGUCAAGAAGUCCACCGGCCAGGAGUAUGCUGCUAAAAUUAUCAACACAAAAAAGCUCUCAGCCAGAGAUCACCAGAAAUUGGAGCGUGAGGCAAGAAUCUGUCGUCUGCUGAAACAUCCAAACAUAGUCCGCCUCCAUGACAGCAUCUCGGAGGAAGGAUUCCAUUACCUUGUCUUUGACCUCGUCACUGGGGGAGAGCUGUUUGAGGACAUCGUUGCUAGAGAGUAUUACAGCGAGGCAGAUGCCAGCCACUGCAUCAAUCAGAUCCUGGAGAGCGUCAGUCACAUCCACCAGCAUGACAUUGUGCACAGGGACCUCAAGCCAGAGAAUCUGCUCCUGGCCAGUAAGAUGAAGGGAGCAGCGGUGAAGCUUGCAGAUUUCGGUCUCGCCAUCGAGGUGCAGGGGGACCAACAGGCAUGGUUCGGUUUCGCAGGAACUCCAGGGUAUCUGUCCCCAGAGGUGUUGAGAAAGGACCCGUACGGCAAACCAGUGGACAUUUGGGCAUGUGGUGUGAUCCUGUACAUCUUGUUGGUGGGCUACCCUCCCUUCUGGGACGAGGACCAACACAAACUGUACCAACAAAUCAAGGCUGGCGCAUAUGAUUUUCCCUCUCCAGAGUGGGACACAGUGACCCCCGAGGCCAAGAAUCUGAUCAAUCAGAUGUUAACGAUUAACCCUGCCAAAAGGAUCACUGCCGACCAGGCCCUCAAGCAUCCCUGGGUCUGCCAACGUUCCACUGUGGCCUCCAUGAUGCAUCGCCAAGAGACUGUGGAGUGUCUGCGCAAGUUCAACGCCAGGAGGAAACUCAAAGGAGCGAUCCUCACAACGAUGCUGGUGUCCAGGAACUUUUCAGUGGGACGGCAGCAUACCAGCCCUGCCGCUACCACCAGCACGGCCGCAAUGGCACAGGAAGCUUGCAAAACCUUACUAAACAAAAAGUCGGAUGGUGUGAAGUCGCAGGGAACCAACAGUAAAAACAGUGUAGUAAGCAGCAGCAGCACCAAAGACAGCAGCAUGUCAUCUUCAGCACCAAUGGAAGCCCAGACAACUGUUGUACACAACCCAGCUGACGGCACCAAGGGCUCCACAGAGAGCUGUAACAACACAGAAGAGGAGGAGAUGAAAGGUAGGAAAGCUCGUAAACAGGAGAUAAUAAAGAUGACGGAGCAGCUGAUUGAAGCCAUUAACAACGGGGAUUUUGAGGCUUACACGAGAAUCUGUGACCCUGGACUGACUUCUUUUGAGCCAGAGGCUCUUGGAAACCUGGUGGAGGGCAUGGACUUCCACAAGUUCUACUUUGAGAACCUGUUGAGUAAAAACAGCAAGCCAGUGCACACCACCAUCCUCAAUCCUCACGUCCAUCUGAUCGGCGAGGAUGCUGCCUGCAUCGCCUACAUCCGCCUGACGCAGUACAUGGACAGCCAGGGCCGGCCGCGCUCCUGCCAGUCAGAGGAGACGCGUGUGUGGCAUCGCCGCGAUGCCAAAUGGCUCAACGUGCACUUCCACUGCUCAGGAGCACCGGCUGCACCCCUGCAGUGAACAGACAACCCAGGCCCAGGUAAGCUUUGCCUGAACUCUAAAGCUGUUUGGAGCAUUUAUCCUCCGUGGUCGGAUUGGUGCCUGGAUCCUGGCCGGGAAGAGGCUGCUUGGAAAGUUGUAAAAACAAAAAAGAGGGGAAAAUACAUUAUAAAUUAAAAAGAAAAAUAAACAAACAAAAAAUGCAUAUUUCAAAGGCUUGACUGAAUUACCGACCACACCGACCAACACCAAUCCAGUCCAACCCUAGCUAGGUGAUGUUGGGGCCCGGCUGACGUCAGCCCCUUCUUGCAGAUGGUGCAUGUUUCUGGUGGCGACACGGGGGCGAUGCUGUCCUGGUCCUUGUCUCCCAUGGCCUUUAUUUCCCUGUCUUUGUUUUGUCUCCUGUCUGGAAAAGUAUUAAACCUGUUAAAAAUAUAUAUUUAACAACAGAAUAACAUUUCACAUACAUAGUAAUUAGAAAUUGGGUGGAAAGUAGAUUAUCUGGAAAAAUAUUUUGUGUUGUUUUGAGAGAGCAGCAGAACGUCGACUUUAAUAGAAGUUUGUUUUACGGUUAACAGGUAUAUGUGGGUUGGGUUUAUGGGAACGGGAGCAACUAAUAUCUACUUAAUAUCAGAGUUUAACAUUUAAGUGUCAGGUUUGAGUACACACACAAUGUUUUAAAGGGUUUAGGCGUUGUGAUUGGUUAUUGAAGGGACCUUUAUUUUUAUUUUGUGUUUUUGUAUUAUGUGUUAUUAAGCUGUUUUUACCUGAAUGAUGUAUUUUAAAGUAUUUUGUGUUGAAAAAGGAUCAUUUUUAAUUGAAGGGGGAUUUUAUUUAAUAGAAUUAUGUAUAAAUAGAUAUUUAUAUAGGAGAAAAGGGGAAACAUGAUUUACUUUCAGGGUGUUGGGAGGAGAGUUGAGCAUGAGUGGGUGUUUUUUUUUUUGUUUUCUGCUUUGAGGUCCCGAGUUGUAAAUACAAAAACACACGUGCUCACACACCAUGCAUGCACACACACACUUUCAAGGUCCCUGUGCUCCAGCCUUUAGGGUCGAGCCUCUCUUGAGCUUUAGACACAACAGACGUCCAGGCCAGCUCAUCCUGAAGUUGCAGAAGGCCUCCGCGCUGCAUUGUUUGGAGUCGAACACUGAGAGGCGCCAUCAGUUAAUGUCUAAAGCUCCUCACAUUUCUGAACUACCUAAUCUGAAAGCUCAGACGCUCUCUUGCGCCAACUUUUUACUUUUCUGUCGUGUGUUUUUGACGUGAAGCAUGAAACAUUUGAACUGUCAUAUGGCCUGUACUGUUUUUGCACAGACACUUGAGACUCGAUGCUGUUGCGUUCGCUCUUUUGAGGGAGUGAACCUUUCUGCAACUUCAGGUUAUGCUCGCCAAAAUCCCUUCCGUCCGCCCUACCUCUGCCCUUCUACUUCCAUCAUUCCUGCUCUACAUCCAUCGCUAACGAGCCCCAUUACUGUCCUAGUAGCGCCACGCCGUGUGAUGAUGAUGUCACCUUUAUGCCUGUCUCUUGUUCUGAUUGUGUUCUUAAAAUUUGUGUGUUGUCCGUCUUGGCUUGCUGUACUUCUGUGUGAAGUCCUGGCACUAUUUUAAAAAAAAAGCAUGUUAAAAAGGGAAUGCGGCCGAGGUAUUGGACAAAAAAAAGGCAUGAUGGGAAGAGGGCUAUGCCGGCUGGAGGGCCGAGGGACCUUUGCUGAUGGCAAUCAAUGUAUUUGGUCCCUUUUGUCACCGUUUCUGUUGUAAAUGUUGUAGUUGUUAGUGUUUUGAUGUUGAUAUUUUUAUCACUUGUUUUAGCCAGAACUAUAUAAAAAAUUAAGGGUUGAAAUGAGAGGAGGCCGAGACUGCCACAACCCUUUUUUACUGUCCCUGUUUCCCCUCACACACUGAUUAAUACACACACUGAAUGCUGAAAUCUUCACAAAAAACACUUAACACACUCCUAAUUAUAUUGGAACUCAGAUCAUCAUAAAAGCACAUGAGAUUCUCCUUUUAAAGAGGACAAAACAUAUCUGUGUGUCAGUGGUUGAACUUUGCAGCACUGUUUUUUCACUGUGUCGUAGAAACUUUGUGAGUGUGUGUGACUUCGUACCAGCGGAGGGGUGUUCCGUCUCUGUGCUACGCUGCUCCGUAGUAACUCAUGCUCGACUUAGGCUGUUGCUCAUGAUGAUGCUACAAAUCAUCACAUACAGUGUCUAUGUGCGUACUCUGACACAGUCAAACAAUUUUAAAAAAGAAAAGAAAUCAUAUGUGAGACCUGUCCUACUGUAUCAACCGCCUGUGCUUCUUUCUGAGUGCUGUGACAUAUCUGACAUGCCAUGAAAACUGUGUCCCCCAAACACACACACAAACACACACUCUUUUUGCACCACGACGACAAUGCGUUGUAAAAUCAUUACUGAAACUAUGUGAUGUUUUUUAUGGCUCUAAGUAGAUCUGUUUGUGCUGUGGGCACCGGCCCAGUUGUCUGUUGAUGCCACCGAUCUGACAAGAUGCUUUUCUUUCGUUGUGUAUUUCCACAGUCAUGGGGAUGUUUAAAUGUUACAGAUCAUCUACAAGAAGGAAAAAACUGAUAUGAUGAAACAGUUAGCUGCACAGUCAGUUUGCCGAAGUAUUUGGACAGCUGGAUCGAGUUGAAAUUUGCAUUUUUGAUUGAUUGAUAUGAAGCCAAAAUAGACCUUCACAGCAGACAUUUGACACACAAAAGCACAGGUGUAAACAACAUAAAUAAAAGCUGCAUCACAUGCAUAUGGCUUUCACACAAAAAAUAUGUUUUUCCUGUUAUCUAUAGUGCUAUCUAUUAAUUUAGAUAGUUUUGGUGUGAGUUGCAGAGUGUUGUAGAUAUCGACCUUAC
Molecule: messenger RNA, 4596 nt
Organism: Plectropomus leopardus (leopard coralgrouper)
Lineage: Eukaryota; Metazoa; Chordata; Actinopteri; Perciformes; Serranidae
Gene: camk2g2
Product: calcium/calmodulin-dependent protein kinase (CaM kinase) II gamma 2
Biological process (GO): protein phosphorylation
Molecular function (GO): calcium/calmodulin-dependent protein kinase activity; calmodulin binding; ATP binding
Source: RefSeq, a predicted model, not a curated record